Molecule: messenger RNA, 5318 nt
Organism: Ectocarpus sp. CCAP 1310/34
Lineage: Eukaryota; Phaeophyceae; Ectocarpales; Ectocarpaceae
Source: the annotation of a GenBank genome assembly
GCAAUUGCACACGGACAAGAACACCAAAUAGCACAGGGGGCAGCAAGAGACAGGGAAGGCUGUCAUCGCCCCAAGAUCUCAUCACAAAGCGGCCUUCAAAGCUUGCUGUUGGACGCUCAAAUCCUGACGGAGUGCGAUUCCGGGGAGGAUCAUAGCAGCGGGAGUCGCCCGGACGAGGGAGCGAAGUCCGGAGAACAACAACAACAACUGCGCGGGAGGUUUUGCCCGACCCACAGCCAUCUGCACGCGUCGCGUGCGUGCGUUUGCAUUAAUAGCUUUGUGAAGGCGGGGGGGGAAGGAUGUCUAUCAGGCUCCGGCAGCUGAUCCGAAAGGUGCGGUCGUGCAAGACUGCCGCAGAGGAACGGGCGGUCAUCGCCACCGAGGGCGCGCUGAUCCGGACCGCCUUCAAGGAAGGGAACGAUCCCAACCGGGCGAGAAAUGUGGCCAAGCUGCUCUACAUGCACAUGCUCGGCUACCCGUCACACUUCGGGCAGAUGGAGUGCAUCAAGCUCAUCGCCAGCCCCGGCUUCCCCGACAAGCGCGUGGGAUACCUGGGCCUGAUGCUUCUGCUGCAGGAGAAGGACGAGGUGCUGAUGCUGGGGACAAACUCCCUCAAGAGCGACCUGUCCCACCCGAUGCCACAGGUGAUCGGACUGGCCUUGUGUGCGGUCGGGAACCUGGCUACCCCCGACAUGUCCCGAGACUUGGCCAUGGAAGUGGACAAGCACCUGAAGCCAGGCUCCAGCUCGAACAUGAGGAAGAAGGCCGCUUUGUGCACGAUUCGCGUGCUGAAGAAGUGCCCGGAGCUGGUGGAAGACUUCAUCGAGCGUGUCGUUGUGCUGCUGGUGGAGCGGAGCCACGGUGUGGUCAUGUGUGGAGUCCAGUUGCUGAUCGCCAUCCUGGAGAUAGACGAGGCUCACGCGGAGGCGGUGGUGAAGGUGGUGCCUUCCCUGGUAAGGCUCAUGAGGAACCUGCUCAGCACCGGGUUCUCAUCGGAGUACGACGUGGCCGGCGUCACGGACCCUUUCCUUCAGGUGCAAGUGUUGCGGCUGCUCCGGUUGCUGGGACAGUACAGCCAGGACGCCUCGGAAGAGGUCAACAGCGUCCUCUCUCAGGUGGCGACAACGACGGAAACGGCUAAGAACUCUGGGAACGCCAUCCUCUACGAGUGCGUCCGAACCAUCAUGAAGCUGGAGAGCGAGAGCAGCCUGCGGUCCAUGGCCGUCAACAUUCUCGGCAGGCGAGUAGUACUGUUUCUCUUGCAUCGUGACAAUAACAUGCGCUACGUGGCGCUGAGAACCCUUGGCAAGGUGGUCUCGCAGGACUUGGCCAGCGUCCAGAGGCAUCGAGGGACAAUCGUGGAAUGCCUAAAGGAUCCCGAUCCGUCUAUCCGGGUGAGGGCCCUUGACCUCAUCUUUCAGCUGGUCAGCCGGAAGAACGCCAGAGCCUUGGUGGCCGAGCUCCUGAAUUACCUCGUCGUCGCGCCUUCGGAUCAGAAGCGGGAUACGUGCAGCAGAAUUUUGCAGGUGCUGGAGGACCACUCUCCUUCGGGGAGGUGGAGGGUGGACACGCUGCUGAGCAUGCUUGGGAUAGCGGGCGCGGAGUGCGACCGCAGCAUCCCCUCCGCCGCUGUGGUGUACGUGACGCAGAACGAGGAGCUGCAUGCUCCCGCCGCCCACAAGACCUUCAGGAUGAUCAAGAGCGAUCUCAGCCAGAAGGCGCUCACCCUUGCCGGGGUCUGGUUCGCGGGGGAGUACGGCGACCUCUUGCUGCGGCCUUGCGCCGCCCUUCCCGCGGAGGAGGGAGUUGAGGGAGAGGAAGGCGUCGACGGAGCGGCGGCUGUGUGGGUGCAGCCGGUGCUCAAGGACGACGACGACGACAAGGGGAAGGGGAAGGACGGGGGGGGGGGCUCCGCCGCGGAUAAGGAGGGGGAGGGUGCGCUCUCCAAGGCGGCGAGCUUCUUGUCGAUGGGCGGGAGCGCGAGCGUCGGCGCGGCGCACCACGCGGUAGAGGCCGGGGAGAUCGUCGACCUGAUGGCCAAGAUUAUGAAGGACCACAAUAGCGACCGCACGACAAGAGGCUACGUCUUGACGGCCCUGACCAAGCUUGCCGGGCGGCUGGGGGAGGACCAGGAGGACGCGAUAGAGGGCUUGCUCCAAACUUACAGCGGGUCCAUGAACCUCGAGCUACAGGCGAGAUCGUGCGAGUUCGGCCAGCUAUUGCGACCAGAGCUGGCCGAGCUCAGGAAGGGGAUGCUUGAUCGGAUGCCGGUUGCCGAUGAGGAGACCGUCCGCAAUCGAAGAGCCCGCUUCCGAAACGAGGAUAAGGGGGCCGAUGAUUCAGACGAAGACGACGACGACGACGAUGAAGGGCGUGCCUUGCCGUCUUUCAGGAUCUCGAAGGCCAGCAAGCACAGGCGAGGGGGAAGCGGCAGCGGCAGCGGCGCGGCGGCGGCAGCGGCGAGGGCGGCGAGGGCGGCGCUAGGGGCGGGGAAGAAGACGGUGCAACCUCUGGCGGGCCCGGCCGCCUCCGCCGGGGGAAUCCUCAGCAGCGGGGCCCCCUCCAGGCAGGAACAGGCGGCCGCGGUGCCGAACUUGCUUGACUUGGACGACCUGUUCGGCGGGGGGCCCGGGGAUUCCGCGGCGGCGGCGGCUCCGGCGGGGGAAGGAAAAGCGGCGACGGUGGACCUGAUGGCCGAUAUUUUUGCUGCGAAGCCUGCCCAGCCACCGGCGGCGGCAGGUGUCGUCGACCCCUUCGCCCCAACACCGGCACCGGCCACCGCCGCUAACGGCAGCGGCGGUGGAGUUGGUGCGACGCUAACGGGGGCGGUGGCGGCGGCGCCAGGAAGAAAAGCGGUGCCCGCGGUAACGGCGACAGCAACGUCGGGUCAGCCACCGCCGCCCUCGUUUGUCGCGUUCGAGAAGGGUGGCCUGACGGUGACCUUCGAGCUGUCCAAGCCGUCUCCGGCGGAGGACCCGUCGACCACUCUCGUCAAGGUCAUUUUCCGGAAUUCCGGGGCCAGUGAUGUAACGGGUCUGCACGUCCAGGCGGCGGUGCCGAAGUACCUUCGGCUGGAGAUGCAGCCUGCAUCAGGGUCUGUGUUGAAGGCGGGGGGUGCGGGGGCUGUGGAGCAGGUCGUGCGCAUCACAAACUCCUUGCAGGGACAGAAGAACCUGUUGAUGAAGCUCAAGCUGGUCUACGAGGUGGGGGGGGCGAAGAUGCAGGAGAUGGCCAGCGUUGGCUCGUUCCCACCAGGAUACUGAGGAGGGUCCGCCCCGCGUUCGGGUAGAAUUUGCGCAUGGUUUUGGAUUAUGCCAGCAGUGGUCGGUGCUUACAGAGGCGUUGACUUGUCGAUCCACCGUGGUGUUGGAAUGGAUGGUGAUCGCACGGUGAAGAAAGGCCGCGUUUCAGUCUAGGUCUUCCCCCUCACCUACGGGCGGGUCACGAAGUUCAGGUCGCGCGCUCUCGAUAUUCCGUUGAUGCUUGGGUAGCGUACGCCACUGGCUCAGCCCAUCGAUAAAUGUAUCCGUCUUAGCCUGAUUUUUGAGAAAUUGCUGGGUGGUGUGUUGGCGGUCGUAGUACGUACCAUCGUGUUCCGGCCUCCGUUUUUUUUUUUUCUCUUACCCACCACAACGAUAUUCUUUUUGCUGUCGUUAUGUAUGCUGCUUCUACAAUCCCUUGUUCCCCUGCCUCCUUCCACUUGUUGUCGAUGAAGCAACGACACCUGAUGCAACCACACGGCCGUGCCGAACCCGUUCUUUUUUCUUGUUGUCCCCGUACGUCUUCGUUGAAAAGGAGGGUGGGAGACACAACGUAAAAUAGCAUCGUGCGUGACCUUCGUGUUGCGUGAACUACCAGGCUGGUUGCUUGCGUCCACACACACACCGAAAGGUGCAAAAUCAAAAUGACGCCGGGAACUAAAUGAAGUACAGCAGUGCGACGGCAAAAUACUUGAAAAUACUGGUGGUUCUGGCUAGGAUUCCUUCACUUGAGGUUUCUUCCGUGCUUGAGGAUCAUUUUUCGUUCUUUAAAUCUUCCAGUGUCCUGUGACUUGGUUCGAUAGCGUCGCCCUCUUCCAGUCCAAGCGCGCCACGCACAACUACAUACAACCCAUUCCGUUCCGCUUCCGGCGCCCCGAUCACAACACGACAAGUGUACGAGCAGCCGCAGGCGCAGAAGGCCAUCGAGGCUGUCCGCAGCGGCGCAAUGUCUCUCCGGGCUGCUGCACAGGCCUAUGGCGUGAAAAAGCGCUCUCUCUCUCGCCGGCUGAGCGGUGAUAUAAGCAUGGAUGCAAAGGUUGGUCCAAGGACUUGUGCUCACAGUCGAGGAGGAAAUUUUUUUUUGAAGAGAUGCACUGCUGUACGCUGCUCGUCACUUCAUCGGGAUCGACCGGACCGCGCUGCAAGAACAUGUGCGCCAGCUGUGCAACGACGGUCGGGAUAUCCCGUGGGAUGCAGCAGUCGACCCGGGCCGAUCAUGGCUAGACGGGUUCUUCAAGCGGCAUCCUGCGCUGUCGGAACGCAGCGCCCGCAUCUACGAGGCCAACAGAAUCAUGAGUGACGACGAGACUCGCCUGCAGACGUUCUACAAAGACUUUGGCGAGUUCGUUGACAAGGAAAAGAUCCCUGCCGAUCACCUGUGGAACACAGAUGAGAGAGGGAGUAGAAAGUCGACCCGAGGCGGCGGCCGGCAGGCAAGAGGGAGGUCAGGGGCAAGGGCGGGGGCGAACAGAAGGAAGGGGCGGGCGUGGGAGGGGCGGCGGGCGGAGCGGGGUUCGUGAUCAAGUGGGGGAGGGGGUUGUGGCGAAUGCCACUGGGCGGGGUGCUGGUCGUGGUCGAGUGGUCGGAGGGGUAGUGGGGAAUGCCGGCGUAUCCAGGUCAGGGCGAACGCUGACGCCGGCACGCGUAGUCGACGUGUAGGUUUUUCUGUACCGAUCCGAACUCAACCUAGUUUGAUUCCAAAUCGGUUGAAACCGCCCUUGGAAUUGGCAAAGAGUCGGCAAUCAAGUGGCUGGAUUUUUUUUUGGAGCGUCGAGCAGUUCUGCGAUUGUACGAGGCCACGCUGUACCGUUCUAGCGGUUUGAAUCAGUUUCUGACUGGAAAACCUGGGGAUGUGACCACUCUGUCCCCGGUUGGGAACUCCUCCCCCCCGUUUGUAUUUACUUGCUCCUUGCUUUAGUGUCGAGGUCUGUGUCAAACGGCGAAUCAUGGGUUGAAAGCGAAGUAGAGAAAAACAGGAGAUAGAUGCAGCGUCGUGCAUAUCGGGACUGGGGGUUGCCGUAGACGGACGCGAACACCGGUACAUGCACCCGCUUCUUA